AUGGCUCCGAAACCGAGAUACGUUCGCAUGGAAAAGGACGACCUUGCAUGGGAGAAGAGUGAUGAGGAGGUCGAGUCGUGGGAGAGGUCUCUACACAACUCGGACGUUUACCGUGGCAUUGGCAACCUCAUAACAAAAUACAAGCCUGGCGAGCCUGUAAAGCUUCACUCACCGAUCAGGGGCGGAUACAAUAUAUUCUAUCGGCUGGAAUACAGUGAUGGCACGUCUGCUGCGAUGAGGAUCCCCUGUAAAGGCAUUGUGAAGUUCCCUGAGGAGAAGAUCAAGUAUGAGGUGGCUACAAUGCGUUACGUUGCGGCAAACACCACGAUUCCUGUGCCCAAAAUAUACCAUUACGGAACUGCGGCAGAGAACCCUACUAGCCUUGGCCCUUUCAUUAUUAUGGAUUAUAUAGAGCAUAACAGGACAAUGUCUGAUGCAUUGAACGACCCUCUCCUUGGACCAGACGAGUCCCAUGUUCUGCACGCCAAUAUCAGCGAGCAAAAGCUUGAGUUUCUCUACAGGCAAAUGGCCAACAUCAUCCUCCAGCUAUCUACACUAUCAUUCCCCCAAAUAGGUUCAUUGGUUCAGGAUAAAGACGGAACCUUCUCUAUUUCAGGACGGCCUCUCAUUCAGAACAUGAACUCCUUAGUAGAGUUCGCUGGGGUAGUCGCAUCACUACUACCAUUGCAACAAUACUGCACCUCCACGGAGUAG
Molecule: messenger RNA, 714 nt
Organism: Metarhizium album ARSEF 1941
Lineage: Eukaryota; Fungi; Ascomycota; Sordariomycetes; Hypocreales; Clavicipitaceae
Product: phosphotransferase family protein
Exons: 2
Coding region: 1-714 (237 amino acids)
Source: RefSeq, a predicted model, not a curated record